Molecule: messenger RNA, 3081 nt
Organism: Adineta ricciae
Lineage: Eukaryota; Metazoa; Rotifera; Eurotatoria; Adinetida; Adinetidae
Source: the annotation of a GenBank genome assembly
AUGAACCUACAAAAAGAUUUAUUGGUACAAGGCGAACGCGAAGAUACUAUGGGUACCAGCGUGUAUUCUUCGAAAGAUAGUCAAAGUAUGCACAAGUCUUUAAAUGGAGAAUUUAUUCUUUAUCAAUUACUCAUGGAACGUUUAUUGGACGAAAAUACGGAACUCCCACAGAGUAAAUCGGGAAUUGCGGGUUAUUUCAAACCGGAAAGCGUUGCUGAUAGGAAUGCUAUGAAGGAAUUCGAUACUGAAUACAAAUCGGAGAAAGCAAUUCAUUGGUAUACAAGAGAAACUUGUGUUUAUAAACUUCUUAAUAAAGCUUUACGAACGCACAAUAUCGAUGAUGUUACUGCGUUUGCAAAAUUAGUUCGUGAUCUUUAUCAACAAUUAAAACGCGAACAUAAAGUAUUCUCUAAAUAUCAAAAAUCUUCGAUACUGACUGUUUAUCGUGGACAAUUUAUUAGUAAAGAUGAAUUAACUCGUUUGAAAAGUGCGAAGGGUGAAUUAUUUGCUAUGAAUUCAUUCUUAUCGACAAGCAGCAAUAAAAACAAAGCGGUCGAAUUUGCGACAAGUCGGUCACCACCAACUGAUCAGUUGACAUCGAUUCUACUCGAAAUUCAAGUGAACAUCAAAAGCGAAAGUCGACCAUUAGCUGAUAUCAAACAUCUAAGUGCAUUCGCCGAAGAAGAAGAAAUUCUUUUUAUGUUCGGAUGUGUCUUUCGUCUGGAUGAUGUUUGGUUCGAUGAAGAAAUUCAACUCUGGAAAUUACGAUUGACUUUAUGUGGUGAUGCAGAUUUAGAUAUGAAAGAUUUUCUAUCCACAUUAGAUGAAGAAUUAGAAGGAACUAAUCGAUUAAUAUCGCUCGGUUCAUAUCUAUUCCAGAUGCAAAAAUAUAAAGAAGCAGAAGAACAUUACCAGAAGAUUCUCGAUAAUAAACUAAUUACUGAUCCUAUUGAACUCGCUCAGUGUUAUCAUGGUCUUUCGUGUGUUAAUGAGAAAAAAAUGGAUUAUCCGAUCGCGAUACGAAAUCUUCAACAAGCUUUAGAACUUCUCUUUAAAAAUUGUCCAAAACACGAUCAUAGUCUGAUUUCAAAAUGCUAUAAUGAUUUAGGAGCGAUUUACACUAAGCAAGAGCAAUAUCAGUUAGCAUUUGAAUCAUACGACAAAGCAUUGAAAACGGCAAACAGCGUUCCAUCUGCAACUUUUUCCGGUUUAUCACAGCUUCAUUUUCAGUUAAAAAACUACGAUAUUUCUCUUCGUUAUUCGAAGCAAGCUUUACAACAUCAACCAGCAAAAGCGUAUGCCUCGAUUACCAGAAAUUAUAUUGACUUAGGAAAUCUUUAUGUGAAACUCAACGACAAAGAGCAAGCAAUGGAAAUGUUUCAUAAAGCUAUUGAGACUCAAGUGAAAGUGCUCGGCGCUGAACAUCCAGAUGUUAGCUAUACAUAUACAGCAAUGGCUAUGAUGCACUUCGAACUGAAUGAUCAAGACAAAGCUUUUGAAUUCUUGGACAAGGCUUAUCAGAUACAAUUGAAUUCGCUUCCAAACAAUCAUUCAGACUUUGCCGAUACUUAUCGACACUACGGUGAUAUCUAUAUGAAAUUAAAUAAUAUAAAUCAAGCGUUAAGCUAUUAUCAUAAAGCAUUAGAUAAUCAAUUAAAAACGCUUUCAUGGAAUCAUCCAGCCGUCGCAAUAACUUACAUUACCAUCGGCAAUGCAUAUCGAAAAAUGAAAGAUUAUAAACAAGCAUUAACCUACUUUCACAAAGUCCUUGAUAGUGAACUAACACGCAAGAAUUUUGGUGAUCCGACAUUAAGUCAAGCAUAUAAAACACUUGGUGAUGUUUAUCUUGACAAGAACGAUAGUGAUCAAUGUCUGAACUACUAUCUUCAAUACCUACAGAAUGAACUACAAACCAAAUUGCACGAACAUAUGUCAUUAGCGGAAACAUACCGUACUGUUGCCAAUAUCUACUUCAAAAAGCGUCUUUUAAGUGAAGCAUUAUUGUAUUAUAAUCGACUGUUAGAUUGUUACUUACAAAAAAAACCAGCUAAUGAAGUAAAGAUCAAAGAAACUUAUACGAAGAUUGGACAAGUGUAUUUAAAAAAGCAUCGCGUUGACGAACGAUUAACGUAUUAUGCCGAGGACAAAACCAAGUUUGCCAACGAUUUCAAUAGUAUCAGUAAUAUUCAUUUCGAGAAGCGGCAUUUAGAUCAAGGAUUGAAUUAUUUUCAAAAGUUUCUCAAUGAGCAAUUGAAGACUUCUCCGAGAAAUGAUCGAUCGAUUGCCCAGACUUAUCGAAUCCUUGGCAAUAUUUAUUACGAAAAAGGUGAUUUAGACCGAGCAUUAACUUCAUUCGAACAUUUAUUAGCGAUUAAAUUCAAACGAAAAUACCUCGAGCAUUCGAAAUUAAGUAAAAUCUAUCGCGCGAUCGGCACGAUUUGUUUGGAUAAGAAUCGUCUUGAUCAAGCAUUGAUCUUUUUCAACCGUUUCCUGGAUUGUCGAUUACUUAAAAAGCGAUCUCAGGAUGACCCAUCCGUUAUCGAAGCUUAUCACUUAAUUGGUAAAGUUUAUUUAGCUAAACAUGAUUUUAAUCAAACAUUUUCUCUCUUGAAUAAAUCGAUCCAAAAGUAUCGACAAACGCGUGUCAACUCUCAAAGUCGCAUUCUUCCAAAUCUAACAAGUUAUAAAUAUGAAAUGCAUCAUCUGGAUGAAAGUUUGCUUUUCUACCAGAAUCUUUUAGAGAAAAAUUCGAAGAAUAUUUCCACAAAACCGUUUUCUCUCGAAGAUAUUUACGCUAUACUUGGCAAUAUGUUUUUAGAAAAAGAAGAUUCAUAUCAUUCAUUACAAUAUUUCCAAUUACUUUUGAAGUAUCAACUACGCAAAUCGACACGUGGAAGUCUGCCAAUAGCGAAUACUUCUGCUAUUAUUGGAAAUAUUGAAAGUAGAUAUGGAUAUACACAUUCCGGUCUCGAAAACUACCGUUAUGCACUCUCAAUUUAUCGACGAAUCAAUCCGAUGAAUCAAACAGUCAUCGACAAAUUGAGCUAUCUUAUUCGACAACUUCUUGUACCACAAAUUUGA